Ylistrum balloti is the source of this 620-nucleotide messenger RNA. RefSeq names its product protein Abitram-like. The coding region runs from base 1 to 531 and encodes 176 amino acids. Gene Ontology annotation, molecular function: actin filament binding; actin monomer binding. The transcript has 5 exons. NCBI's taxonomy places the organism in Eukaryota, Metazoa, Mollusca, Bivalvia, Pectinida, Pectinidae. Gene Ontology annotation, biological process: regulation of actin filament polymerization; dendrite morphogenesis; regulation of filopodium assembly. The record is from RefSeq and is a predicted model, not a curated record. Gene Ontology annotation, cellular component: nucleus; dendrite; lamellipodium.
AUGGCCGCCAUGGAACACAGCAUGGGAAAGGAAGAGAAAGUAAAGGAACGUUUGUCUGUCACAGACCGAUAUUAUAAACGAAAAUACAAGAUAGGAAAAACUGAAGACCAGGAUGUAUGCGUAUUGGCACACUCAAACAGAGUAUGCAUCAUUACCCUUGCACCCAGUCAUCCUGUUGUAGCAAAGAAAAAGAAAGUGACCUCUGUCAGUUUUGAUGUCAGUGAGGCCAACAGAUUGGACAAUAAGGUGUCGGGCAAAGGCAAAAAGGGGGCACAGUGGCUGAAGACGGCCUCAGAACUGUGUAAAAUUGAAUGUGAAGACGGAGAAAACUACAUAUUUCCUGCGGGUCUCCCGGCACAGCUGAUAGAGAUAAACGAGAAUCUAGUUCAUUCUCCAUGUUUGUUGACAGAAAAGCCACAUACUGAGGGAUACAUUGCUAUUGUCUUACCAAAGCUAAAAGAAUACGAUUAUGUGAUGAAGAGAUUGUCUACGGAGGAGGCCUUCAAGCAAGCACGUCCAGAUAUAACGUAGCAGAUAUUCGCUAAGUAGACUGUUUUAACGUUGAUAUUCAUACUUGUUGUACUGUUUGCGAUUCAGUUAAUAACACAAUAUCACUCUGA